GCUAAUUUUUGCCCUGAAACUCUACUCUUCAUGUUUUUAUCAAGAAAAGUGCGUCAUUCAAUGUGAAGAAGACGAGACUUUCACAUCUUUUGUAGUCUGGAUUUUUUAAUUACUUCAGAAUUGGUCUACAUCCGACUGGAAACAUUUAAGUAGUAGCUGUUUUGUUUAAAUCUUCAGUACCAGUCCCGGACAGUUCAAAGUGCGUGAUGCCAGUAAACGGAGGGGGGCUGCUCUCUCUGAGCAGAUAUGCCACUCAGUAUUUCGCCAACCCGGUCAUGGAGGAGACUGUGUGGGAGCAGUACACUGUGACCCUGCAGAGGGAUCCAAAGAUGGGCUUUGGUAUCGCAGUGUCAGGGGGGCGGGACAACCCGAACGAUGAAAGUGGCGAGACAUCCAUCGUGGUGUCUGAUGUCCUGCAGGGCGGGCCUGCUGACGGCUUGUUAUUUGAGAAUGACCGAGUGGUGCAGGUGAACGCCAUCCCCAUGGAGGGGGCCAUCCACUCCUUUGCUGUCCAGACUCUCAGGAAGUGUGGCAAAGUGGCAAAAAUUACAGUGAAGAGACCCAGGAAGGUUCCGGUCAAUCUGCUGAACCGUCCCCCGUCACCUGAUGACAGAGUCUUCAACAACGACUACAAUGAUGACUACAACUACGAGCAGGACCGCCGCAGUGUGUACAGUGCUCGGAGUGGCGGUGGGCGGGACCAUAGUCUGGAAAGGGAGCGAGGCGGAGGCUACAUGGAUUCUGGCUACCAAACACGUGAGCGUGACUAUGACAGGGACUAUGACCAGCGGGAACGCGGCAGGAGCAUGGAGAGAGACCUCAGCCCAGACCGGCAGUACAGGAGAGACGGCAGCAGAGGUCGCACUUUGGACAGAGAGCGCAGCCCGGAUCGCCGCUACAAGAGCGACCACACCCUUGACCGUGACUACAGCCCGGACAGAAGGUAUCGCAGUGAGCGUGCAUUAGACCGGGAGCACAGCCCAGAUCGCCGCUACCGCAGUGAGCGAGCCCUUGAUCGGGAGUACAGCCCAGACAGACGCUACCGCAGUGAGCGAAUGCUGGACCGCACCAGCCCUGACCUACGCUACAGGCGUGACAGCCACAGCCCAGGACGAGGCCACGGGCGUGACCACAGCUUUGAACGAGGGCGGGAACGCAUCCCCAGUGACCCGAAGAAAUAUGAUGAGCCGGUGAAGCGGAGUGGGAGCAGGGAUCGCCUGGACCGCUCACCAUCACCUGCCGCCAUGCCCAUCCCUCUGCCCCGCCCCAUCCGGGACCUGGAUCCGCUGGACAAACCAAUGAAUGUGCUGCUGCUGAAGAACCGGCCAAACGAAGAGUACGGCCUUCGUCUGGGCAGUCAGCUCUUCAUCAAGGAGAUGACCAGCACAGGACUUGCCAGCAGAGAUGGGAACCUGCAGGAAGGGGACAUUAUACUGAAGAUAAAUGGUACGGUGACAGAAAAUCUGUCUCUCAGUGAUGCGGGGAAGCUGAUUGAGAAGUCUCGCGGGAAGCUGCAGCUGGUGGUGCAGAGAGACAAACAGCAGGUGCUGAUCCGAGUCCCCCCGAUGGUCGACAGUGACUCGGAGCUCGAUGAUAUCUCAGAGAUCGAGUCCUACCGCUCCUACUCGCCACAGGAUGACAGGCGGGGCCACCACUCUGACCUGUCCUCCCACUCCUCCAAUGAGAGGCUUAGAGAGAAGCCCAGAGAGGAGCCGCCCAACAGGCUGGCAAAAAUGGGUGCCAUGCCAACACCAUUCAGAGUUCCUGACAGAACCGUGGAAGACACACCCCCUCUGCAGACAGAGAGGGAGGAUCCACGACCGGAAACACCGCCAGUACCAGCCGUCACUGCAGCCCCAAAGGUUCAUGCUCCUCCCAGAGUGCCAGUAAAGCCAAGCAUAGAGGACCAGGAAGUGUAUGGCCCAAAUACAGUGAAGGUGCGCUUCCAGAAAGGUGACAGCGUGGGUCUGAGGCUGGCAGGAGGAAAUGAUGUCGGCAUCUUCAUCGCCGGCGUUCAGGAGGACAGCGCGGCUGAGCAGGAGGGUCUCCGCACAGGAGACCAGAUCAUGAAGGUGAACAACAUGGACUUCAGAGGCAUGGUGCGUGAGGAUGCUGUUCUCUACCUCCUGGAGAUGCCCAAGGGAGAGGAUGUAACCAUUCUUGCUCAGAGUAAACCUGAAGUGUACAAGGACAUUUUAGCGUCUGGCAGAGGCGACUCUUUCUUCAUCAGGACCCACUUUGAGUACGAGAAGGAGGCUCCACAGAGUCUUCCUUUCUCUAGAGGAGAGAUCUUCAAAGUGACGGACACGCUUUAUGAUGGCAAGCUGGGCAACUGGCUGGCAAUCCGCACUGACAAAGACAACCAGCUGCUAGAGAAAGGAAUCAUCCCCAACAAGAGCAGAGCAGAGCAGAUGUCCAACGUCCAGAAUGCUGCUCGGGCCGCGUCGGGCAACGACAGAGGAGACUUCUGGAGGCUGAGGGGUCAAAGAGCAGCGAAGAAGAAAGAUCUCCGCAAGAGCCGCGAGGACCUGAGCGCUGCUCCGGUCACCACACGAUUCCCCGCCUACGAGAGAGUGGUCUUACGUGAAGCUGGAUUCAGGAGGCCUGUGGUGAUAUUUGGGCCCAUUUCUGAUGCAGUAAAUGAAAAACUGGCCAAUGACAUGCCUAACGAGUUUGUCGUCGCCAAAACGGAGCCAAAGGACGCAGGAAGUGAGAAAUCCUCCGGAGUGGUGAGACUUAACACCAUUCGACAAAUCAUUGAACAGGACCGCCACGCUCUCCUGGACGUGACUCCCAAAGCUGUGGACACGUUGAACUACACCCAGUGGUAUCCCAUCGUCAUCUUCCUGAACCCCGACAGCAAGCAAGGCGUCAAGACCAUGAGGAACCGGCUCCUGCCCGGAUCCAGCCGCAGCGCUCGCAAACUGUAUGAGCAGUCCGUCAAGCUGAGGAAGACCUGCUCUCACCUUUUCACAGCCGCCAUCGACCUGAACUCGGCCAAUGAUGCGUGGUACGGCAGCGUAAAAGAUUCUAUUCAGGAGCAGCAGGACAGAGCUGUGUGGGUGUGUGAGGGCAAGCUGGACGGUUCAGAGGAGGACCUGGAUCUCCAUGACGACCGCAUGUCGUACCUGUCAGCAAUGAGCGCCGACUACCUUAGCAUGGACAGCCGUCUGACCAGCGACUACGAAGACACGGCUGAUGAGGGCGGGGCUUAUACUGACAAUGAGCUGGACGAGCCACUGGACGAGCCCCAGCCUGUGUCGGCGAUCAGUCGAUCAUCAGAGCCAGUGCUGCCGGACGAGAAGCUUCACCCUGAACCCCGGACUCGUAUGAGGAGGUCAGGGAGCAGAGAGGUGCUGAACAGAGAGCCCAGCCCUCCCCCUUCUUUUGUCCCCGAACCCCCGAAGGUGCGGACUCAGACUCGGACUGACUCAUCACGGAGCUAUGACUCACACUCCAGCAGCACCAUCAGCAGCGACGCAGCGGGCGGAAACAAGCCGCUUCCCCCUCCUGUGGCCCUGAAGCCCAGCAUCCCCCGCCUGAACCAUCCCACAGAGGAGCCGAGCCCAGCGAAGGAGGAGGAGGACCCGGCCAAGAAAUCCUUCCUGGGCAAAAUUCAAGCGUUUGAGAAGAUGGACCACCUGGCUCGAGCUCAGAGGAUGCUGGAGCUGCAGGAGGCGGAGAACGCUCGAUUGGAAAUCGCCCAGAAGCAUCCAGACAUCUACGCCGUCCCGGUUAAGCUGCCAAAACCCAACCUGAACCGUCCUCAGCCAAUAGGUUCGAGCUCCAACCCCGAGGCCCAGACUCCCUCCAGGCCACUGUACUCAGAGACGAGAGGUCACGACAGCGAAGAGGCCGACUACCGCAGACAGCUGGUCGACCAGACCAAGAGAGGAUACUACAAUCCCCAGAAAUACAAGGACACUGAGCUGUAGGCCGGAGACCAGGACGUGACAUCAUCACUGCACACCGCUCCAUUCCCCCACAUCGUCGGUUCAAGUGGUCAGACCUUGUCGCCUUGGUAACAGCUUAUGCAGCUUUACCUUGAUACAAACUCUGAACUUUUCCCAACACUAAUUUCAGACACUUGUCUCACUCGUGUUUUACUUCACACAAAUUUGUACAAAAGGUAUAUCCACACCUGUCCUGGUUUUUCUGAUGGACCUUUUCACACAUGAUGCUUCAGUGUGUGUAUAUACAUAUACAUAUAUAUAUAUAUAUAUAUAUAUAUACACACAUAAUGUUUUUAUGUGUCUGAGAAUGUUUUUGUUACAAGCAAGUCUUUAUUUGACCCCAUUACACUGACACCCAGCCUCAGUUUGUGCCUCUCAUGUGCUGCCAUUAUAUUCAACUGACUGAGCUUAGCAUCAGUAGGUUUUCUGCAGUUCUGAAAAUCUAUCUCCAGAACACACAGACACUUGUGACCAUCGAGGUGAAAGCACAAUAAAUAAAUAAAUAGAUAUAGAUUAAUAGAUAAGUAAGUGUAGAUAAAAAUAGAUUUUUUUUUUAUUUGUAACUCGGGUUACCGUGCCGCUUCCCAACAGGUAGCUGGAGAUGCCAUAUUUACUUUGGCGUUUUGCAGAAACAAGAAAAAUAUAAACAUGAUGUUGUGUUUAUGGAAAAUAACAACAAACUACAAAUGGAGAAAGAACAAAUGGCAUUUCCAGCUGCCAUCUUUGUUUUGCAGACAGAACAUUUUUCAUCCAGAUGUUUAGAAAAGUCUUUUCUCAGAAUAAGUGUUUCCCUAAGUGUAUCUGUGGAGAACAGAUGAUUUAUCUGUGUUACCAGGAUGUGAUGGUGAUACAUGAGAGCAGACUAGCUGCACCCAGACCAUUGGUUAUGGUACUGUAGACUGUGUGCAGUAUCCACACUGUUUGGUUUUACAUCCUAUUAGCAAGUGGUUUUGUGUGCACCACUAAUGUCAUAGCACCUCUCUGGUAACUGGUGUGUUUCAGACACUUUAGGUGUAGGUGUUAGCUGUCCUCUUCAUCACUCUCCUGCCAAGUGUUCUCUGAUUGAUCGUAUGCCUCUACAUUCCUACUUGUCCAUACACUACACUGUGAUAUGUGUGCGUGGUGGAAUGCAGCAUAUUUUCAAGUGCCUUGCAGCUCUGAUUUCAGAACAAAGACAGUUCUUCACAGACAACACAGGGUUCUUAAAACAACAAAACAACCUGACGCUCUGUCUAAAAAAAGGUGCAUGGUGAUUAAUGCAGAAAUACACUUUUGUGACAAAAACUGACAAAAUACAAGUUGUAGAUUUACACAACUGGACAUUUCCCUCCUACUGUUUUAUUUUUCUGUUAUUGGCAGUAUGGUUCAGCAGUGUAUUCCCUUCACCAAAGCAAAAUGAUAAAGGUAAAUGUUCAGCUGUAAUUAUGAGAUACAGAAAGAUCUCAUUAAUGCAACAUCUAUGUCUUGAGAGAGGAUCUUAUAAUUACAAGACCUGCUUCACAGUCAUGACUUUAAAAUGAUAAGAUGUGGAAGGAAGGCGUGUCCUUAUGUCUUUGGUGAACACAAUUCACUUCUGUAGUUGAAGGAGGUUGUGCAGGUGCUUGGAAAACAUCUGUGUUUACAUCAGCAGGGACAGACGGAAAUAUCACAGACCUCACUGUUAAAAACAUGAAUAGGACGUUGGUGUGAAGACCUUUGCAGGUUUGGAUCUAGAGGGAGCAGUGCAGCAUAAAGCCGACCUUCCUGACAGUUUCUAUGUUUGUCUUUAUUUGCUGCUCGCAAAACAGAGACAAUCACAUUUUUAUUGCAUAUGUUUUUAUAUUGAAUAUUAAAGUCUUUGUACACGGGAGUAUUGGGGAUGUGGUGACGACAAUCAUGUUGGUUGAUCAGUUUGUUUUAAAUGUCUGUUAGUUUGUGAUUUUCUUUUUUCUUUUUUUUUUUAGUUUGUCUCCUGAGUGUUACAGGACUCUUGGGAAAUUCAAUAAAUAAAUCUCUCUUUUUUUACAUUGUGUCUUUUUAUAAAUCUGUGGUUCCACUUCAUACAGGUAAUGGCUAUGUUUGAAAUGUUUCAUGCAAACUUCCAUGCAGUCAUUUCUUGUCGCUCUUGAACAGG
Molecule: messenger RNA, 6066 nt
Organism: Seriola dumerili (greater amberjack)
Lineage: Eukaryota; Metazoa; Chordata; Actinopteri; Carangiformes; Carangidae
Gene: tjp2a
Product: tight junction protein ZO-2-like
Exons: 24
Coding region: 207-3935 (1242 amino acids)
Biological process (GO): cell-cell adhesion; protein localization to cell-cell junction; positive regulation of blood-brain barrier permeability
Cellular component (GO): bicellular tight junction; plasma membrane
Molecular function (GO): cell adhesion molecule binding
Source: RefSeq, a predicted model, not a curated record